Molecule: messenger RNA, 888 nt
Organism: Daldinia childiae
Lineage: Eukaryota; Fungi; Ascomycota; Sordariomycetes; Xylariales; Hypoxylaceae
Product: Iron-sulfur protein IND1
Exons: 5
Coding region: 1-888 (295 amino acids)
Biological process (GO): mitochondrial respiratory chain complex I assembly; iron-sulfur cluster assembly
Cellular component (GO): mitochondrion
Molecular function (GO): ATP-dependent FeS chaperone activity; 4 iron, 4 sulfur cluster binding; ATP binding
Source: RefSeq, a predicted model, not a curated record
AUGGCAACCAUCCAACGUCGCUUUUUCCACCAAUCCCUCCGUUAUCUCAGUCAUGAGAAUCCCCUCGGUCUACCCCGAACGGGCUCAAUCCCUCGUAUGCAGCGCGGGCUCCCAGAACGGCGCAAGAUCAAAGACGUCUCAAAAGUUAUCGCUGUAUCAUCCGCUAAGGGUGGCGUAGGCAAGAGCACCGUCGCCGCGAAUUUGUCUCUAGCUUUCGCAAGGAUGGGUUACCGCUCCGGGAUCCUCGACACCGAUAUCUUCGGGCCCUCUAUACCUACGCUCUUCGACUUGAGCGGAGAACCGCGGUUAUCAUCUAAUAACCAAUUAUUACCCAUGUCCAAUUACGGUGUCAAGACUAUGUCUAUGGGCUACCUAGUUGGUGAGGAGGCACCCGUCGUGUGGCGGGGCCUUAUGGUAAUGAAAGCCCUACAACAGCUCCUUCAUGAGGUCGACUGGGGUGGUCUGGACAUUUUAGUACUCGAUCUACCACCCGGCACGGGAGAUACACAACUUAGUAUUACACAACAAAUCAUACUUGACGGCUCUGUCAUUGUAACCACGCCACAUACUCUGGCAGUAAAGGAUGCGGUAAAGGGUAUCAACAUGUUUAAAAAGGUGAAUGUGCCCUUGCUCGGCCUAGUACAAAACAUGUCACUAUUUAACUGCCCACACUGCCACCAUGAUAUAGCAAUCUUCGGAUCUAGCGAACGUGUUAAGGAAGUUUGCGCAGAAUAUUCCAUCGAUCUACUGGGUGAUAUUCCACUGCAUCAGAAUGUCGGAGAUGACGGCCAGAAGGGGAAACCAACUGUGGUCUCGGAGCCUGACAGUACGAGAGCUCAGGCCUUCAUGGAUAUUGCUAGGCUAGUAGGGUCGAAGGUGGGCUUAUAA